GGUGAGUUACAUGGUCAACAACCGAUCCUUCUCUUGGCAAUCAGAACUCAAAUACAUCGUCGUUCCACCUUACGGCUGCGGUCUUCCUUUGCCAUUCCCUCCACUAACACCAUCCCCUCUAUCUCAGAACACGCAAAACCACCGUCAUGGAUUCCACCAACAGCUCAUCGUCUUUAAGUCACAACACCCACGGCAUAAAGAUAAUCAACGCCGCGCUCUUCCGAAUGGGCACCAAAUCCAUGGCGCAUGCCUACCAAAUCCUAGGCUUCAACCCCCAUCACGGCCUGCUUGAGGGCACAAUGGAUUCACCCUGGACACAACUGGAACAAGCAGCCGAAGCGACCUGGCCAUUUGUCCCUGAAGCACCAGCAGUUCCGCGCCCACCUUUUAGACGCUCCGACUGGGACGCAAUCUGGGCUGCCCGGGGAUACGACGUCGUCACCGACCUUGCCUCGCCCUUUGCCGUCGAGUUGAUUAAGGCGUACCCUGAGGCAAAAGUGGUUGUGGUACAACGCGACUUCGAGAAGUGGUGGCCCAGCUUCAAAGAGGAGGUGCUUGAUGGGGUCUUGAUACAGCCCAUGGCCACCAUCUAUGGAUGGAUGGGGUGGAACGUGAUGGGCAUCCGGGCUGUCCAUGCAAUGCGGAAGAUACAUUUUGGGUUGUUUCAUGCGAAGACUUUGCAGGGGAUUUACGCCAAUGCGCGCAGGACGUAUGACGACUAUUUUGCGGAAAUCAGGAAGCUGGUACCCCCUGAGCGGAGACUCGAGUACAAGAUGGGGGAUGGAUGGCAACCACUGUGCGAAUUCCUCGGUGUACCUGUUCCAGAUGUACCGUUUCCGCAUGCUAAUGAGCGAGAGGCUCAUCAGCAGGAGGCUAGAAGGAGGCUGGGGGAGUUUUACAUGAGUACCGUAAGGAUGAUGAUGCCAUGGGUUGUCGCCGUUUUGGCUGUGGGUUGGGUUUGGUAUCGUCGGGCAUGACCAGACACCCAGGCCUCCAGUCAACUGCAAUGAGAGAGAUUGGAAACUUGUUCUCACUUCACUACCUAAGUUCACUGGAUGUUCAUAUUUUGGGUGUUCAUCCCACUCGUCACUACAUAGAGUCAUAGACGGCUGACCUGAGCCAUAUCUAUUUCCCUACCAGGCUACCUGUAUCAACCGACAAUUGAGAGAA
Molecule: messenger RNA, 1170 nt
Organism: Canariomyces notabilis
Lineage: Eukaryota; Fungi; Ascomycota; Sordariomycetes; Sordariales; Chaetomiaceae
Exons: 1
Coding region: 147-977 (276 amino acids)
Source: RefSeq, a predicted model, not a curated record